AUGCGAAAUACACCUGUUAUCGCCAUUACUAUAGUAAGUUUUCAAGUGUUAAUCAAUAAAACUAAAAUGACAGUUUUUAACACUGUUUUGGAGACAACAAAUGGGAACGAUUUGCGAGUUGCCAACGACUCCAGCAAUCUCUCAGUGUCCAGUUCAAUGAGACGAGUGAAUUUAUUUAUCGCGUAUUUUCACUUUCACGGUGUUCACAGUGUGCAUCUGGUCAUUUGUCAUGAUGACACGAAGAAACGUGAAAUUCAGACGAUUCUUGGCAGCUUAUUGGAUGAAGGUUUCUAUGUGCGCACCUACAAUGGUCGCGACUACAAUGAUGAAGUUAUAACUGCUCGAUUAUUUGAACCGCCAAUAACUUUUCGUAGCGACAAUAAAACUAAACGUCCAAUAAAUUUUAAACUAGAAUCCUUAGCCUUCAAAACUGGUUAUAUUCUAAUUGAUUUUGCCACAUCCUGUGCAUUAAAUGUUUUGUCCUGGUCAGCUGCAAGUGAGCAAAAUUAUUUCACAACAAAUCGCUUCUGGUUGUUAUUGACAGAGAGGAAGGAAGAUAUACAAUUGUUAAAUGAUGAAGAUAUUUUCAUACCGCCUGAUGCAGAAGUCCGCAUUUUGGUACAACACAAUAAUUCAAAUCAUUUUAAUCUCAUUGAUGUGUACAAAAGUGCUAAGGAACAACCGAUUCAUGAACACAAUGUAGGGAAUAAGCUUAGUUCUGCAGAAGAUAUGCUGCGGGCUUUACGAAAAUUUGGAUCUGCCAUAACACACCGUCAAAAUCUGGGUGGCAUCACCUUUAAAACUGGUUUAGUCAUAGCAUUUCCAGAUAUGUUUACACACAUUGAGGAUUUAUCACUGCGACACAUUGAUACCAUAUCAAAAGUCAAUAAUCGUCUAACAAUUGAACUCGCCAACAAACUGAAUAUGAGUUUCAACACCCAUCAAACUGAUAAUUACGGUUGGCAUCAAUCAGACAAUUCCUUUGAUGGUUUAAUGGGUCGCUUUCAGCGCUAUGAGUUAGAUUUUGCACAGAAUGCCAUUUUCAUGCGCCUGGAUCGCAUUGCGUUAGUGGACUUUGUAGCUGAAACAUUUAGGAUACGCGCAGGUAUUAUGUUCCGUCAACCGCCUUUGUCAGCCGUGAAAAAUAUAUUCGCUCUGCCAUUUGAAAUUGAUGUCUGGAUAUCGAUUUUUAUGUUGAUGGUAUUUGUAGCUUUUGUUUUGGCCAUGGAGUUAAUGUUCUCACCGUACGUUCACGAUAUGGACUAUGGAGACUGUGUGGUUUUUGUAUGGGGCGCUAUGUGUCAACAAAGUUUCUAUGUAAACUUAGGGAAUCGUUCAGCACGGGUUAUUAUAUUUACUACAUUUGUGGCCACUGUGUUUCUGUUCACGUCUUUUUCUGCCAAUAUUGUUGCUCUACUACAAAGUCCAUCGGAAGCUAUACACACGCUAAGCGAUUUAAGUCAGUCACCUUUGGAGAUUGGUGUGCAAGAUACAGUCUAUAAUAAAAUUUAUUUUAAUGAAUCAACUGACCCCAUAACUAAUCGAUUAUAUCACAAAAAAAUCGCACCAAAAGGCGAGAAUAUUUACAUGCGUCCACUUAUUGGUAUGGAGAAGAUGCGUACCGGCUUAUUCGCCUAUCAAGUAGAGCUACAGGCGGGGUAUCAGAUAAUAAGUGAUACAUUUAGCGAACCAGAGAAAUGUGGUCUCAAAGAAUUAGAACCUUUUCAACUACCCAUGAUUGCCAUUCCGACACGAAAAAAUUUCCCCUACAAAGAACUUUUUCGCAGACAAUUGCGCUGGCAACGUGAAGUUGGUCUUAUGAAUCGUGAAGAACUUAAGUGGUUUCCACAAAAACCAAAAUGUGAAGGUGGAGUUGGUGGCUUUGUUUCCAUUGGUAUUACAGAAUGUCGCUAUGCUUUAGGAAUGUUUGGCUUCGGGUUUUUCCUGGGUUUAUUUGUCUUUUUCUUUGAAGUCAUUUUUAAACGCAAUAUAGUAAUUUGCCUUACAAAUCGUAGUGACCACAGAAAUCGUGAACAUACCUUCAAUAUGAUUUACACUUGUGACAAUGAUAUUCGUGCAAUUGUUGUAAUGAACAAAAAGUAA
Teleopsis dalmanni is the source of this 2103-nucleotide messenger RNA. RefSeq names its product glutamate receptor ionotropic, kainate 1 (gene Ir75d). The coding region runs from base 1 to 2103 and encodes 700 amino acids. Gene Ontology annotation, molecular function: ligand-gated monoatomic ion channel activity. Gene Ontology annotation, cellular component: membrane. Lineage: Eukaryota; Metazoa; Arthropoda; Insecta; Diptera; Diopsidae. The transcript is spliced from 7 exons. The record is from RefSeq and is a predicted model, not a curated record.